AUGGCAAAGUAUACCUCUCUAGAUAUGGGAGAGUUGCCUGACACAAACGACUGUGAAUCCAUCAACGGUUCGGUAUCUGAUCCUCUAGUCGAGAGCCACACACAAGCCCACCGACGCAGUCGACAACAGAAAACUCGAAUCUAUGCGACAACUGCCCAUGCCCUCUUAAUUGCUCUCAAUGUGGUCAUCUGCGUUGAAUACACAAACUGGAUAGCCUCAAGAUAUUCCCAUGGCCCUCAAUAUGCGUCCUCUCCAGUACGGGAUAUAAUUGGAUAUGAAGAGCGUCCAUUCGAACUCAGCGCAAUAUUUCUUUCCGAUGGAACGAUGAAUCCGGACAAGCCGACAGCAUUCAACGGUGAGCCGAGAGCUGAGCUCGACAUUGCGUGGGAAAGUCUGCUGCAGUAUCAAAACGUAAAGAUACAACCAGAUGAGCUCGGCCAAUUUUCAGGAAAUGACGACUUGGUCAUGCUUUCUGAUGGGUCUGGAUACUUCGGUACGGUUGCGGUUUACCACGGUCUGCACUGUGUGGAAAGAUUACAUCAUUAUAUGCAUCAAGAUCAUUAUUACAAAGAUUUAUCCGACAAUGAUUUCCGACUACUAAAACAUCAUACAGAGCAUUGUCUCGACUGGUUAAGGCACCAUCCCUAUCCGGUCGCAAGAGAUCACGGGAAGCACAAAUGUGUCAAGUGGGAGCCUCUUGAGAAUUGGAUGGGACAGCGGUCAUUUGAUCCCUUCGAGCAUGAUCUCCUCAGGCAUCCGAUAUAUGGAAACCCGUACAAUAGCAGCGAACACCACGCCGAUCUUGGAAUUGUUGACAAAAUAUAA
Molecule: messenger RNA, 825 nt
Organism: Talaromyces rugulosus
Lineage: Eukaryota; Fungi; Ascomycota; Eurotiomycetes; Eurotiales; Trichocomaceae
Exons: 6
Coding region: 1-825 (274 amino acids)
Biological process (GO): mycotoxin biosynthetic process
Source: RefSeq, a predicted model, not a curated record